AUGUCCAAAAACGCAGUUAAAUCAGUCGUGAAUGCUAUUCAAAAGUUCUAUCCAACUAGGUUGGCAGAUAAAAGUUGGGAUAAUACCGGUUUAUUAGUUGAUUCGAGUUCUGAUGAGGUCGCUUCUGAUAGUAUUCGUAUAUUAUUGACCAUUGACUUGACUCAAGCAGUAGCAGAUGAGGCUAUCAAGUCCAAAUCUAAUAUAAUUAUGGCAUAUCAUCCAUUUAUUUUUAAAGGCCUUAAAUCAAUUACUCCUCAAGAUCCUCAACAGAAGUCCUUGAUUAAGCUUAUACAAAAUAAUAUCAGUGUCUAUUGCCCACAUACUGCUGUUGACAGUGCUAAAGGUGGUGUUAACGAUUUCCUAGCAGAUGGAAUUUUGAAAGGCUUGAACCAACAAUCUAGAGAAACUAUCGAGCCUGAUCAAAAUGAGGAAGAUUGUGGUAUGGGUAGAUUGGUCACAUUAUCUAAUCCUGUCUCUUUAGCAGACUUAGUCAAAAACGUUAAAGCUAGUUUAAACUUGCCUUACGUCCAAGUCGCUCCUGCUAGAGGCCAAGAUAAAGACCACCAAAUCAGUAAAAUCGCCAUUUGUGCUGGUUCUGGCGGUUCUGUCUUUAGAGGUGUGGAAGCUGAUUUAUUCUACACGGGUGAGUUAUCCCACCAUGAAGCCUUGUAUUUCACUGAAACUGGAUCAUCGAUCAUUGCAUGCAACCAUUCUAAUACCGAAAGAGCAUUUUUGUCUGUCAUGAAAAAACAGUUACAGGAAGAAUUAUCAGAUGCUGAGAUUAUUAUCAGUAAGACUGAUAAAGAUCCAUACGAAACUUGGUAA
Debaryomyces fabryi is the source of this 825-nucleotide messenger RNA. RefSeq names its product Nif3p (gene NIF3). The coding region runs from base 1 to 825 and encodes 274 amino acids. The record is from RefSeq and is a predicted model, not a curated record. Gene Ontology annotation, cellular component: mitochondrion; cytoplasm. The transcript is spliced from 2 exons. Lineage: Eukaryota; Fungi; Ascomycota; Pichiomycetes; Serinales; Debaryomycetaceae.